AUGACUACAUUCGACGUCGUCGGAGCUGUUUGGUCGGGCUGGUGGAGUGCAGACUUCUCCACACUUCAGCCUCCCCACCAUCUAGCCGCCAUCCGCUGCGACCCGACCUCUUCUGUGCCAUCUGGCACUGCGACCUCAACCGAAAGAUCGAGCGCGAAUCUGAUCCGCACGCUUGCCAACAAUCGCCCCACCGAUGGACACGGCCUGAUCCGCCUCUCGCUAGAGUCUCGCCGCGCCGGCCUCAGCAUUUGCGGAAGCUGUAUUCUUUCUGACCUCCGCAAGAGAAGGAGCUGUGCAGUGUCAAACUCACUGAAAAUCUUCGCCGCCACCAUGGAUGCAUCUGCGCCAGCCCGUCCGUCAUGGGCCGAGAUCGAAGAGGCUACGCGCAGUGAUGCUGGCUCACCCGCGACCACGCUCGUCGACUCGCCCGCGUGGCACUUUGACGACACGAUCGUGACCGACUUUGGGCCUGCGGCGCUGGACGACGAGGUGGAGAUCGUCGAGUGCGCCGACUGCCGCAAGCCCGUGCUGCGCGAUGCGCUUAGCUUUCAUCAGCAGAACUGCAAGCUCGCACGCGACAUUGCGUCCGGCCGCAUCUCACCGUCGAUCCUCGAAGGUGACCCCAAGAAGCGCCGGAUGAUGGAAGGUAAACUACCACCUGGGCGCGACACACAUCGAAGCUGCUUUACUGACGCGCCUUUGUUCACUGCGAUGCCGGCAGAUGAUGACGAGAGUAUUUUGGGCGACGAUACCGGCAUUCCGCUUACGAAGAAGCAGAAGAAAGAGAAGCGACUGGCGGAGGAGAAGCGCAAGGGCGGACGCAAGAACAAGGGUCCUAUCGAUGUGGACAAGCAGUGCGGAGUGAUCAACGACAAGGGCCUGCCGUGUUCGCGCUCGCUCACGUGCAAGUCGCACUCGAUGGGUGCCAAGCGUGCGGUCGAGGGCCGAUCCGCGCCGUACGAUACGCUCUUGUUCGAAUGGCAGAAGGCGACCAACCCGAGCUUUGUGGCCAAGCUCGAAGAGAAGGAAAAAGCGAUCGCGGCUGCCAAAGCCGCUGCUGCAGCCGCACCGCCCAAGGAGAAGAAGAAAAAGGGCGUCAAGGACGGCAAGGCCAAAGGCGGAGCGGCGGGCGCUGGUGCAGCUGGUGCAGGUCCCGCAGGCACAGCUGGGGGUGCAGCAGCGUUUAUCGAGGACGACGAUAUGGACAUGUUUGACGCAGGCGCCGACGAGGACCAGAUGGAACAGGAGCUCAUGGCCGUGCUCGGCUCUGUGGCCCACGCGGCUUCGCGCGAUAGGACCAUGCCGUUGCCGCUGGCGACGCGCUCGUUUGUCGGCUCCUACACCAGCCGCGCAAAACGCAUGCGCAACCUGCGCGAGCUGCUCCGAGAGGGCCUCGCGCCCGGAGGCGGCGCGUACGGCAUCAACGGCUACGCCACCUGGAACAACUUCCGCCCAGGCACCUACCCUCCAAACUCCACCGCAAAGAAGGGCGUCGCCAUGGGCGCCUAG
Messenger RNA from Moesziomyces aphidis, 1509 nucleotides. Lineage: Eukaryota; Fungi; Basidiomycota; Ustilaginomycetes; Ustilaginales; Ustilaginaceae. The record is from the annotation of a GenBank genome assembly.